GUCUAUUGCUUAUUGUUUAUGCGUUAGUGAUCACAGAUAUAAAUACGCUUCUGGCUUUUAUCUUUUAUUUUGCUACGUUUCCAGAGAUGUUGCGGUUUUUCGAAUUAUCCAAACGACAGAAACUCCUCGCCACAGUUAUUCUCAUCUUUUCUAUUUGUGUUUUUAUAAUCGCGACAAUUCUGCUUGUGCAUUUUUUAAGGAAAUAUUCAAACCAUUCAGUGAUUGAACCUUGUAAAAACUUUGAGGAAUAUGUAUGUCAUAAGAAAAAACCAAAUGAUAUCUUCAGUUUCCCGGAGAACUGGUCAGAUGAUGUGAUCUAUGAGAUGUGUGAGUCUCAUCUACUUCUGUGUAUUGAUUUCAUUUUGACUUAUUAAAUAUUUAUAAUAUCAA
Messenger RNA from Schistosoma turkestanicum, 390 nucleotides. Lineage: Eukaryota; Metazoa; Platyhelminthes; Trematoda; Strigeidida; Schistosomatidae. The record is from the annotation of a GenBank genome assembly.